GGGGUCCCAGCCGGCUUUCGGGAAGUUAGACCAACAGAGGCGUUGUCAGACGGCUGGGGCAUCUGCCCUCUGCCGGCCCCAACGACCCCAUGGCAGUGUUUCACGACGAGGUGGAGAUCGAGGACUUCCAAUAUGAUGAAGACUCCGAAACGUAUUUCUACCCCUGUCCAUGUGGGGAUAACUUUUCCAUCACCAAGGAAGAUUUGGAGAAUGGGGAAGACGUGGCAACGUGUCCUAGCUGCUCUCUCAUUAUAAAAGUGAUUUAUGACAAAGAUCAAUUUAUGUGUGGAGAAACAGUCCCGGCCCCUUCAUCCAACAAAGAAUUAGUUAAAUGCUGAAGAAACCUUCAGGAAUCCACAUCCUGAACAGUUGAGAAUGAGCCCAGGUGGAAAUAUCAAACGCAGAGUAACUGAUUUUUUUCACGGGGACAACUGUUUUGUGGUUUGCCAUUCUGUUAGCGUGUGGAUCUUUUCACCAACUGCUGAGUUCAUCUUCAAAUAGAAAAGUGAGCACCAGAUAGGUCAUACCUGGAUUUCAUGUUUAGAAUGGUGAAUUGGAAGCAUUCUUAAUUAUCCAUCUGAAUUUAAAUGAAGAUAAUUUUACAUCAGUGCUUUCUUUCCCUUAUACCUUAAACCUAAUUCAGUAUCUGAUAACAGCAUCAUCUACCUCAGUCAUUAGGAUUUCUUAGUUUAAAAGAUAUAAUUUUAAUUAGUUACCAAUAUGGUUAAAAUUAGCCCUUUCUUUGAAAUUUGACAUCAGCUUUAUUACUCUAACUUAAAAUUUGUUGCUUCAUCAGUACUGCACUUCCAGUUCCCUCACUAAGCCAGUCUCCCCAGUCUUGCUAUUAUUAGAAUGUUCAGGUUCUGUUUAUCAUGUUUUUUCUGUUACACUUCAUGCACAGAGUUCUAUUGUGGUAGUGAAUAAGGAAGGUUAGUGAAUAAGGAAGAAAAAUCUACAGUGAAAUGAUUGAAGAAGUGGAGAGUCCUUAUGUUCCUUAAAAAUCAUGACAAGAUUAAAAAAAAAAAAGAAGGAAGCAAAGUUGUUAACAAUGAGAGGAGUUAAACAUGCCAAAUUAGUAAAUGAAUGCUUUAAUUAGUUUACCAGAUCAAAGCAUAUAUUUUGAUUUUUGUUUAUUUUCUGAUAAAACUAAUGAAAUUGCAUUUCAUAGAGAGGUUAAUACCAAGUCUCUGUGGCUAGUUCCAGUGCUUUUAGCCUAUCACAGUAUUGUGUCACUAUUCCUAAAAAGUAAAGCAUCUACAAUAGAGCAUGAACUUAAAAAUGGGAGGCCUGUUCUGAAUAAAUAUGUCCAUGUGGACACAUCUAAACCAAACAUGCACUCCUACAGAGAAAUGUUGCUAGGGAGUAAGAGAAAUAUAUGAAGAUAGACUAUUAGUCUUCCUUUGCUAGAGUGCUGAGAGUAGCAAGAAAUUAGAAUCACAAGAAAAUUGGAAAAAAUUUCCAUUAUAAACACAACUUUGCUGUCUGUAUGAAAAUGCACUGAUACCUGGCAAGUUGUUUUAGGUAUGGCUCCUGCAAUUAGAAAAGCUUCUUAGAGUAUGAGUGUUCUAUACUGGUUGAUAAAUAAACUACACACAAUCUUUGGAAGUUUAAAUUAAAACAAGUGGACUUAAAAAAAAAAUCUGGUAGUAGCAUGGCUGUAUGCAACCAUUAGGCUGAGACACAUAAUAAAUCAAAAAUUAUAUGCUAGAUAUACUUCGUACAUUAUAUGGCAUAUUUGUGACAUGAUGAGAAGUCUCACUGCUGCUUGGAACACUGUCAGCCCAGAAGUAAUCCACACAACUUUGAAAAGCAAAAUGACUGCUCAGAUGAACAGAGCAGGAUACAAGUUAACUCUAGUGGGCAGUGACCUGCAAAGAGAAAUGAACUGUCUCAACCUCAUUUUAGAUGGUACUAACUAUAUAUAAACUUUCUCCACUGCCAAUGAAUUUCAAGCAAGAACAGACAUCCUUGGUGAGGGUCUACUGUGAGCAUAGAACAGGAAAAAAAUUUGCCCAAGUUCAAACAUCCCAGGAGAAAAGAAAUACAAACAGCAUUGGCAGUCAGUGAUUGUUGAUAAUGCUGCAAUAAUAGGAAUGAUUUUGUUUUAAAGCAACUGUGUUGUUUAAGUUUGAGAACUACAACAGAACAUACCAGGAAUUAAUUUUAUAGUAAGCAGAAAGUAAAACCAACGUUUUUCAGGUAUGAUUGGAGUUCUGAGUGAUGCUUGUGCCUUAUUUAGCCCCACAGACAUUUGUGGAGCACCUCUGUGAACUGAUUUAAUCCAAUCUCUGUCUGAUUAGCUCUGGGGUCUUGAGUUCAGGCCAGUGGAUCCCUCACCUUUACAGGUAUAGGAGAUGGGAUCAGAACGUUUUCAGCUAUCAGUUCUCAUUUCAGGUGUGGGCGAUUGCCAGAAUGGAAAGGGCAAUUGAAACCUUGAUAAACUCAAAACUUAUGAAUCAUGAAUUCAGGAAAAUUCCCAAUUUUUAUCAGCGAUGUUACCACAUUUCUGAGUUUGAAAAUUAAGUCGGCUGUUUGAAGGAUCUGCAUAUACUUUAUACAUUAAAAAGCAUUUUUCUUGGAUAGCACAAACAUUUUUAUAACUACAUAUUAAUUUAUUACCAGGAUAAAUUGUAUUGGCGUACUAAAUAAAAUCUGAUAAUUUAAGUU
This is a messenger RNA of Marmota flaviventris (yellow-bellied marmot), 2667 nucleotides long. It is a transcript of the gene Dph3, whose product is annotated as diphthamide biosynthesis 3. Gene Ontology annotation, biological process: protein histidyl modification to diphthamide. The record is from RefSeq and is a predicted model, not a curated record. Gene Ontology annotation, molecular function: metal ion binding. Lineage: Eukaryota; Metazoa; Chordata; Mammalia; Rodentia; Sciuridae.